This is a messenger RNA of Durusdinium trenchii, 771 nucleotides long. The record is from the annotation of a GenBank genome assembly. NCBI's taxonomy places the organism in Eukaryota, Dinophyceae, Suessiales, Symbiodiniaceae.
AUGAUAACACCCCUUUCAUUGGAUUUGCUGUUUCAAGUUCUUACUCCUAGGCAUGGUACACUUGAGACUUGGGUUCCAUAUGUUUUUGGUCAAGUGCCGCAGUUCAUCAACGAUUUGGCCGAGCACAACGAGUGGGCUGCCAACAUUGUGUGGCUCGACUUUACCAAGUAUGGGAAAUUGAGUGGAUGUGAUCUGAAUGACACCUGCGACCUCCUAUCAUCCAUUCUUUCCCGGAAACCACAACACAGUGUGGCAGUCGUUAUCAGUCCUUUUCUCGUUUCAGAGCGCACCCAGAAUGGUGUACGUGGAGAGAUCAGGCGAGUGGAAGAUAAACUUGAUGCUGUGAAGAUCCAGUCAGAGCUUAUCAUGAUCCGGAUGAAAGAAGCCCCAAGUCAGAAGCAUGUCCCUCUACAAUUUGCUGCGUGGAUCUGUAUGCAAGAAGGUACUGUUGCAGACAAUAUCUUUGCCUCUUCUCAGCUUUUGGCGGACAGGUCCAUGUCGGCUUUCCAGGAAAGCGCUCAGUACCUGGCUGGCAGCGAGGUCCCGGAGCAGAUUUUGUCCAGCCUGCUGGCAAAAGUCGACAUUCCUGCUGAAGCAGUGCUUGGGCUGAUCAACCUAAGCCCUUACGAUGCAUGGUUGGAAUGGACCGCCCACUACUGGCCCAAAAGCCACCCAGGGGUCCGCAUUCCGAGUCUUUCACUGAGCAAGUCCUUGCACAUCAUCGAGUACUGUCAGCGAUCAAUUGCAUUGAAGCUUAUGGAGGACAUUUGA